This is a messenger RNA of Phycodurus eques (leafy seadragon), 3998 nucleotides long. Its product is annotated as leukemia inhibitory factor receptor-like. Gene Ontology annotation, molecular function: cytokine receptor activity; protein binding. The transcript has 17 exons. The record is from RefSeq and is a predicted model, not a curated record. Gene Ontology annotation, cellular component: membrane; external side of plasma membrane. NCBI's taxonomy places the organism in Eukaryota, Metazoa, Chordata, Actinopteri, Syngnathiformes, Syngnathidae. The coding region runs from base 250 to 2982 and encodes 910 amino acids. Gene Ontology annotation, biological process: cytokine-mediated signaling pathway.
UAUCAGAUCAGUAUGACUCAUGGUUACCAGAAAGUAGCUUCGACAUUUCCUGCAUUCCAAUCCCCAUGGAUUUCACAAUCAUUAGAAGGUUAGCCAGCAAAUGGGCUCCACCAUGUGUUCCACAGGCUGUGCUUGAUGCUUGUGUUGCUACGGGGAGAAAGUGGACAUUUGUUUUUUUCCUUUGUGAUUCUUUUCUCUCUCUUCUGGAACUACUUUCUCAGGUGAGAUCUUUCCAUUUACCUCAGGAAUAUGGAAUCUAGACCACAAAAACAAAAAGGCACUGGCUCCAUGGAGAUUAACUGCAAAAUGCUCCUUAAAGGAAUCCGGCCACACAGUCUCAUCAUCAUGAUCACAUGGCUUUUACUUGCGUCACUGUUCUGCAACAGCACACAAGAUGGAAAUUUCAAAGAAGACGGUGUUGUUCACUGCCGACCACAGAACAUAACAGUUACCGCUUCAGACUACAUAAUCCUGGUAAUGUGGCAAGAUGACCCAUCAUGCAAGUCGGUCCACGAUGUGCUGACGUAUGAGCUGGAGGUGCUCAUCGCAGACAAGUUCGUACAUUACGAGGAAGUCGCUGUUACACCAGACCAGAUAGGAUCUCCUCAUUCGUGGAACUGGUCAUCCCAUUUAGCAACGGAGUGCGCGUCCCACACGCUAAAGCUUCGAUCUCGAUCCCAAAACCGUACAAGCCAGUGGAAAGUGGAGCAGAUCGUUCCCGCAGGCCACAAUCACUCUGAUUUGCCAGAGGUUUAUCCACGAGACAACGUGUUUGAAGUUGGCAGCAGCGCUACCUUUUGCUGUGUUCUACCAAUGGGACAAGUUCUGGAGCGACUGUAUCUAAACGGACACAGCAGCUCUAAAUGGGAUGUUAGAAAUAUAAGCAGUCAUACGUACGCCCUGACCGUUGACCUGAACCGAGCAUCAACGACCAGUUGCACUGAUAUCAUUUGCGAAACAAAGACAUCUGAAAAUGGCGCGUGCGCUUACAUUGGCUAUCCGCCUGCGGAUCGGGAUCUGACCUGUGAAACUCGGGAUUUCCAAUCUGUUGAGUGUCUGUGGACAGUGGGACCAAACACUCACCUGGCUAUUGGAAGUCCAACAACCUAUCAACUUCUUGGAAGCCAAUGUGCAGACGGGUCCAACGGCAGAUGCUCUCACAAAAUGCAAGUGGAUUUUGGAGAGCGGAAUUGGACUUUAACAGCAGAAAACCAACUUGCCACCGUCGUGCUCACGGACAGGGCAGACCUUACUAAUAGAGUCCGCAUGUUUGCUCCACAAAAAGUUCAAGUCCUAGCAGUUAAUUCCGAUAAUGUCAGACUACAGUGGGAGUGGGCAAUACGAAUAUAUAAGGAUCUAGAUAUAACCUGCCAACUAAACAUCAGUGACGGAGAAACACAUGCAGUAAGGGAAUGUGUUGGAGUCGGCCUGAGCUUGGCAGUCUUGAAGGACUUGAUUCCCAACUGGACAUACACGGUGACGAUCCGCUGUGGAACAAGUCGACAUUUGUGGAAGUGGAGCGAGUGGAGCUCGAGUGCCGGGUUUCGCACGACGGGCGACGUUCCAGACGCUCUCGAUGUAUGGACUCAGGUAAAAGGCAGCCAAACCAUCAUCACAUGGAAAGUACCACUGGCCAAGCAAAGCCACGGAGACAUCGUGGAUUAUGAAAUGACCUGGGCACCGACCUCUGGGGGACGAGAAACAGCCCGAGUGAUGCACCCAGAGCACAGCUUCGCCCUCAGUCUGGACUCCAUCAAAGAGUAUGCAGUCAGUGUUCGAGCCAGGAAUCAAUAUGGAAGCUCUUCUCCUUCGACUAUCACCAUCCCUGUCCUCAAUACAGGAAGCGGUGGAGUUAAGUUGUCCAGGACAAGAGGCACUAACGGCGGUUUCAACCUGUCUUGGUCCGCCAGUCUGACCGCUAGCUGUGGCUAUAUCGUAGACUGGUGCCCAGCGGUAGGGCCGUGCGCAGUGGACUGGCUCAGAGUCCCUCCUAGUGAAACUAAAGUCAAUAUAUUUUCAAAAAACUUCAAAGAAGGAGUUAGAUACUUGCUGUCGAUACAUGCCUGCACUCACAGGGCGCCGGUGCUACUCGAGAGAGUAGAAGGAUAUGUCAAAGAGAAAAUCAUACAAGAUCGUCUUUUCAAAACACUUCGAUGGAAACAGAGGGAUAUGGAUGUUGAGGUAUCCUGGGAUCCUGUAGCCCUACGAGAGCAGUCUGCCUUCAUCCGAGGCUACAGUUUAUACUAUUGGGACAACAUCGGCGGUGUCAUGAAUACCAGCACAGAUAAUUGUCAGGCCACCAGCUUGACCGCAAAAGGUCUUCAGAUCGCCUCGUACACAUUCACAGUGAAGGCAAAUACCGCUGUUGGCCAAUGUGGCGCCACAUCCAUCACUGCCACCCUGAAUUCACUCACUGAUAACUUGAUCAAGGCUAUCGGCAUCACCCUGGCAACUAUUUUUGUUCUACUCUGCUUAAUUGUUAUCCUCUGCUACAGAAACUGGGAAUGUAUCAAACUGAAGGUCUAUCCCCCAAUCCCAAUGCCAGUAUUGAAGGACAAAUGGAUGACAUCACUGACUAAACAAAGUUGCCAUCGCGUUUUUGUGGAAAUGCGUCACCACACUGAGGCAGAAUUAAUGGCUAUUCCUGUCCUGCACUCCAAAUCGGAAGCACCGGCGACGGAUCGCGUUGACCGGGGAAAUGUUUCUUCACAAACUACAAAUGGGUACCACAAGACGGCCGUUGAAAAACUCCGCGCAAGUAGCGCCGCCAUUCCGUGUCAAGCGCCAUUGCUACCGCCGACGUUAUUGUCGUCGUCAUCUGCCGUGAAAGACGGACAGCUCAACCCUUCAUUCAACCUGACCCCAACCGACUCCAAUGGAUACCAGCCUCAGAAGCAAAAGGGACAGCCGGAAGACGUUCCAGAGAAUCCUUUGCCUUGUGUCUUAACUUAUAUUUUGCUACCGCAGUUACCUUCUGAAUAGUUGCUGCAUGUUGAUUCGACUGCUCGGAAGAAGGACAUGAGUAGAGAGGAAUCUUAAAUACAUUGAAGAGCACUUUUGUAGUUUAGCAGACCACUUAAAGCACUUUACGACAUACAGUACACUGUUUCGAUGAAAUAUGUAAUGUUACUUUACACGCAGUUGUUAAAUUAAAAGUAAAUGGUUAUUGUUUUAAGAUUUCUAACUAGCGUAGAUCUUUAAAAACAAAAGACAAAGAUAGCGCCACACCUGACACAGGAAAACACAGCCCUGUUUUUCUCCGCAUAAGUAUAUUCGUGAAUCGAUUGAAUUGUCCCACACGGUACAUCAUUAACAUUUCAGCCCUCGGGGCGUUCCCGAGGCGUUCCGAGGUCAGCCGAGAGAUUCUCUCGCGUGUCCUCGGUCUUCCCCGGGGGCCUCCGCCCAGUAGGACGUGUGCCGAGAAGCGCUGCGGUGACAAAUGCCGUCCGUCUGCACCUCGACGGCCGGCGUCCACCGACGGGCACCGUACACUUUACGGCCACAGCCUCAACAAUGGAGGCGGGGAAUAACAACAACUAACCCGGUCGUGGCCGUAAAUAAGCUCAACAAAAUGUAAAACAGCGUGCAUGUAUUUUUACUACAUUGUUCCUCACUCAAUAAAUAGCCCAAAUAUAUCACCUUUACAUUCAUUCAUUUUAUUGGACCCAAAUAACGACGCCAGUUUCUUCAUGUCAAUUUCUAGCGAUGUUGCUUCCCAAAAAAAAGACUUGGAUGCGAGGAGCCAAUGUAGAGUUGUAACCGACGUAUCGAUCCUGCCUUGCUAACGGAUGCGAAUAUAAGCUACGUUUAAGUGUUUUCUUAGAGGAUAAGAUGAGACGCUGACAGCUGUUAAGUGACUUUCUUAUGAAAUGUGGGCCACUAUUACUCGUGCUAAGAUUGGAUAUGAUUUUUGAGACGCAUGUAAUACUUAAUACUGCACGUCAUGCACAUUAAAUUGCAUUGUCCCUUUUCAAAUAAACGGAUUAAACUAAACUCAA